This is a messenger RNA of Mustela lutreola (European mink), 1704 nucleotides long. RefSeq names its product transmembrane protein 128 (gene TMEM128). The transcript has 5 exons. Lineage: Eukaryota; Metazoa; Chordata; Mammalia; Carnivora; Mustelidae. The record is from RefSeq and is a predicted model, not a curated record. The coding region runs from base 45 to 542 and encodes 165 amino acids.
CCUGUUGUUGCGUCACUUCCGUCGCGCUUCUGGGCGGCGCCAAGAUGGACGCUCCGCGGGCUCGGGAGCAGCUCCGACGGCGAUACCUGUUCCCGCCGGACACCGAGGCCCCGCUGGACAGCGAGGGCUACGCCGGGCCGGAAACCUCUACAGCUGUUGAAAAAAAGGAGAAACCUCUUCCAAGACUUAAUAUCCAUUCUGGAUUCUGGAUUUUGGCAUCCAUUGUUGUGACCUACUAUGUUGAUUUCUUUAAAACUGUUAAAGAAAACUUUCACACUAGUAGCUGGUUUGUCAUUGGUGGUGCCCUGCUGCUCCUCAGCCUGUCAAUCGCAUGUUACUGUAUUCUCUACCUGGAGUGGUGUCGGGGAAUUGAAGAUUACGACGUCCGGUAUCCCACCUUGAUCCCCAUCACCACUGCUGCUUUUCUUGCGGCUGGAAUUUGCUUCAACGUUGCUCUGUGGCACGUGUGGUCCUUCCUCACUCCACUGGUGUUGUUCACUCAGUUUAUGGGGGUUGUGAUGCUCAUCUCACUGCUUGGCUGAUUUCUAAAGGGUACCAAAAUUCAUUGUUUAUGCACCACACCCAGUGUUUCCUGCAAUCCAUGCCAUCCUUAAUACCCACCACCAGGCUCACCCAACCUCCCACUCCCGCCCCUUCAAAAUCCUCAUGGUGUUUUUCAGAGUCCAGAGUCUCUCAUGGUUCACCUCCCCUUCCAAUUUCCCUCAACUCCCUUCUCCUCUCCAUCUCCCCAUGUCCUCUGUGUUAUUUGUUAUGCUCCACAAAUAAGUGAAACCAUAUGAUAAUUGACUCUCUCUGCUUGACUUAUUUCACUCAGCAUAAUCUCUUCCAGUCCCAUCCAUGUUGAUACAAAAGUUGGGUAUUCACCCUUUCUGAUGGAGGCAUAAUAUUCCAUUGUAUAUAUGGACCAUAUCUUCCUUAUCCAUUCCUCUGUUGAAGGGCAUCUUGGCUUUUUUUUUUUUUUUUAAGAUUUUUAUUUAUUUAUUUGACAGAGAGAGAGAUCACAAGUAGGCAGAGAGAGAGAGGAGGAAGCAGGCUCCCUGCUGAGCAGAGAGCCCGAUGUGGGACUCGAUCCCAGGACCCUGAGAUCAUGACCUGAGCCAAAGGCAGCGGCUUAACCCACUGAGCCACCCAGGCGCCCCGGCAUCUUGGCUUUUUCCACAGUUUGGCGACUGUGGCCAUUGCUGCUAUGAACAUUGGGGUACAGAUGGCCCUUCUUUUCACUACAUCUGUAUCUUUGGGGUAAAUACCCAGUAGUGCAAUGGCAGGGUCAUAGGGGAGCUCUAUUUUUAAUUUCUUGAGGAAUCUCCACACUGUUUUCCAAAGAGGCUGCACCAGCUUGCAUUCCCACCAACAGUGUAAGAGGGUUCCCCUUUCUCCACAUCCUCUCCAACACUCGCUGUUUACUAUCUUGUUAAUUUUGGCCAUUCUAACUGGUGUAAGAUGGUAUCUCAAUGUGGUUUUGAUUUGAAUCUCCCUGAUGACUAGUGAUGAUGAACAUUUUUUCAUGUGUCUGAUUGGCUGUUCAGUUUUGACUUUUUACAUGUAUUCAGGAACUUUUGACUUCCUGCUGAUGUGAAUUUAUAUUUAGUGAGGGAAAGCCAGAGAUUUGUAUGGCAUGUGGACUGCACUGUGCUAACAACAGAUCCCGCAGCUGCAGAUAGAAUGCCUCACGGAGGAUAUCCA